Branchiostoma floridae (Florida lancelet) is the source of this 3566-nucleotide messenger RNA. Its product is annotated as solute carrier family 43 member 3-like. The record is from RefSeq and is a predicted model, not a curated record. Gene Ontology annotation, molecular function: transmembrane transporter activity. The coding region runs from base 1661 to 2722 and encodes 353 amino acids. Gene Ontology annotation, biological process: transmembrane transport. NCBI's taxonomy places the organism in Eukaryota, Metazoa, Chordata, Leptocardii, Amphioxiformes, Branchiostomatidae. The transcript is spliced from 11 exons.
GUUUAGGGCUGACGAAAAUUGACCUCCGGAUUUAUGUGCUGUUACAGCAGCCGCCCGUAGCUCGUACUAGUCCUAGCAGCCGUAAUUCUUAUCUUACGCACAUAGGGGUUUACAUAGUUACUGUUGAUUUGAUUUCUCAAGGAACGGAUGCUCACUGUUUUCGCCAGAAAAGAAGCGACUAGAACUAGGGAAAAUAUUUGGGUUUCUAUGAUGACAUUUGUUGCGAAUCUGGUGCAAUCGCUGUAAAGUGACACUCAGUACUCUCCUAGAAGGUUCGGCUCUAGUUAUUUUUAAAGUGUUUUAGGCGUUUUUGUCGGGGUUUCUAUUUUGUACUGUUUUCUUCAUGUCCGCCAGCCAAAAAUGUUGUAGCAGUAUCGUCGGGCAAAAACGCAUAAAACACGACAAAAAAUAACAACCGGAGUUAAACUUCUGCUUGGAGGUUAACACUCAGGGCGCAAUGCUCGACGUUUUUGCAGAAGAAAUGUGUUACUGUAUGCAUGCUUGGUAAUUUAGAUAGCGGUGUGAAUCAGGCUGUUGGUCCUUUCUAGACAACAUAAUGUGUAAUGAUGUAGGACUAAAAUAUUAUCUAUGUAUAACAUAUUGGUAGUAAACAAAGAUAACAUUGAAUAGAAGGCUUACACACAACUACCAUAACUAUUAUAUCUAUUCUUCAUAUCGUUUGCACGUCAUAACUUCAGCCGUUUUGUGGCAUUGUUUGACGUCACGGAAAUAUUUAUCCUUCUUGUAGUGUCUAUUUGAAGGACCACUGCUGCAACGCAUUAAACUUCCGCAAGAGUUCUCCAUGUACGUGCCCCCGAAGUAUGCCUGUAAUAAGUCGCCUUCCCAUGCAUGUCCUCCUGUUGCAAGAAGCUAGCAAUCUUCUUUACCGUUUUAAGAAUAGAUGUCAGGUUUUCCAUUAUCACCUUUCAGAGGUUUAUUUUCUGAGUUGGAGGCUUUAUGAAAUUAUAGGCAACGAGAAGCCAUGUAUACUUAGAUGCACCGUGUUGCAUGUAUGGGGAAUAGUAUGAAGACUAACUUACUCGAGUCGACAUUACAUUUAUGUACAUAUCAGCGACAAACAUACGGUCUUCCUCGCUUUUAGUACCAUUUCAUAGGGAUGAAGAAUGACAGAAACAACAAAUUUAUUUUCAGAACUAGUUUUUCGUCCCACUCGAGUCCGUGCGUUCGGCUCUGAAGAUGAUGCAAAAUUGCGCAACCUGGUGUAGUCAGCAAUGCUAGCCAAUCAUGGGUCAGUAAAAUCACCUCAUAUUGUCUUCUGUAAAAUGAAGUCACUCUGAUAAGUCUGCCGUAUUCUGUUGAACCGGGUAGGAAUAACUUGCCAGGUAACAGAUCCAAGAUGCCAUGGUAACGGUGACUUUGCCAAGCAGAAAGACAAUUGAAGAAUUGUUCGUCUGUGAUCCAGUGUGUGGGAGUGUUUCGAGAGAUUUGUUGUUGAUGAGCAACAAUAAUCCUUCGACCAAUAGCAGACGCUCUUUGCCGGAAUCUCAGCGAUUGAGUCUAACAUCCGGGCCCCGGCAGUUGCAUCCUGGGAUGGGACCCAACAUUGUAAAUCCCAGCCCCCAGAAGUUGUUUCAUCAGAGCCUUCAUGUAGCUUCGUGGGAACAAGUCUUAAAACGUUCCCUCCACUUCGGAGGACAAAAUGUCGGACACAGGAUCUGCGUGUUCCAUACGGUACAUGCUGCUGAUUGUAGCAGUCGUGGAGACCCUCUUAUUCUCCGGAGUGUUCUUUGGCUGGGCGUCUCUAGUGUACGUACUGAAGGCGGACGGAUUCUUCACUCACCUGUGUGAUGAGGCCCCCGCGGAUGGCAACAAUGUCAGCAGAUUGAUGGAGAACCGGACCCACAACUGGACCUCACAGGGGGGCAAUGGGACAUCCUUGCCGACCGUUGUUGAGUGCGAUGCCCAGAACAGCCAGUUCUCCCUCAUCUUCACCCUGACGACAAACAUGUUCGCCUUCGGCUCCGUCCUGGCGGGCCUGGUGUUCGAUAACGCCGGCAUCAAGUGGACCCGCGUGUGCUGGGCGAUUUGUGCAACACUUGGAGCAGCUCUUCUUGGAUCGGCCCAACCAGACGAACCGCUGGUCCAUCUGGUCCUUCCCGCCAUGCUGGUGUAUGCGCUGGGUGCGAAUUGCGUGCUACUUUCGAACAUGGCGGUGGGAGAUCUGUUCGGCGAUAAAAAGUCAACAGUUGUCACACUGAUUGCCGGAGCCUUCGAUUCAUCUUCCGCCGUUUUCCUCAUGCUAAAGAUCCUGUACAUAGACGCAGAGGUCCCGUUCAACGUGUUCUGCUACGUGAUGGCAGCGCUCUCCAUGCUGUCCCUCAUCCCGACAUUCUUCCUGUUUCCAAACAAGUCGUUCCAAGAAACCGUUGAUAACGAAGAGGAAGAGCCCGAAGCUGUUGAGACACCAGAGAUGUAUGCCGGGUCUGACGACAAGCCCACGUUUCGUCAGAUCGUGACUUCUGGCCUGUUCCUGUCGCACGUGCUGUACAUGUGUGUGGAGAACCUCAGUAUCAACUUCGUCAUCGGCAGUGCUAACGCCUGGUUCAACACUCUCACCGGACAACAUCCCGGCAAGGUUAACCUGUGGACAAACAUCUUCGGGUAUUUCAUGAUGGCUGGACUGCUUCUGGAUCCCAUCACAGGCUUUGUAAAUGACAGGGCACUGAGGAUCAACAUCCGACUGGAGGGGUGGAGGAAGUGAUGGGCCUGUCUCUGGUCUCCACCUCCGACAUGUUCAUCAUGUUCGUCAUUGUCGUCAUCAGUCGGGGAUUCGUCUAUGGCGGGAAUGUCUCAUUCCUCGCAAACGCCUUCCCUGCUGAAUACACCGGACGGCUGUACGCAUGCGUACUUUGCGGGAUGGGCGUGGUGAACUCCUUACAGAUCCCCCUAAUGAUGUGGGUCCAGCAGAACGACGACAACCCGCUCUAUGUGUAUAUCCUGCUCCUGUGUAUGAACCUGCUGGCAGCCGCGCACCCUAUCAGUGUUGCUCGGUACUGCAGCAACAACAAAGUUGUCCCGACCGCCGAAGUCACGCCCUCCACCAGCAACAAGGACUCAGCCACUACGCACGGCAAUGUCUCCUUCAUCAAGGUGAAGGAAAUGACACAGGUUACUGAAGAAUGAUUGACGGACUACGCUGAAAUGGCCAGGAGAGGCAAUUACCAUUUCUUGACAUUUUUGACUUGUGAUAAAACUCAUUGUAAAAAAAAAUAAAAUUUCUUCUCUUGGUUUAAUUUCUAGUUAGAGAAGGUAACAUUAGAUCAACGCGUAAAAUGUCCUUUACAGUAACAAUGCACAAAGAAGGUUUUUACUAUUUGGUUCUGUUGUUUAUUGACAUUUUAAAGCUAGUUCACUUUUUAAAGUAUGUUUCAUCCAUACAAGUUAGCAAACAUGAUAAAGACACUGCCUUGUGAACAGUAUGAACAACGAUGCUUAAAUAGAUAUAUCAUAUACCGUAUCACAGGAAUAUCUACCAUUUGACAACUAUUUACAAAUCAUUUGAAGACUAAGCUGUUUUCUGACAAAAAAAAUUGGACUCACCGGAA